This is a messenger RNA of Drosophila rhopaloa, 1297 nucleotides long. RefSeq lists its product as uncharacterized. Bases 79 to 1047 code for a protein of 322 amino acids. Lineage: Eukaryota; Metazoa; Arthropoda; Insecta; Diptera; Drosophilidae. The record is from RefSeq and is a predicted model, not a curated record. The transcript has 3 exons. Gene Ontology annotation, molecular function: oxidoreductase activity, acting on the aldehyde or oxo group of donors, NAD or NADP as acceptor.
GAAAAUUCAUAACUGCCAGUAUAAAUUAUUCAGUUUAGCAUAUUUUUUUAUAUUUUUAUUUAUUAUUAAAUCAUAAUAAUGUAUGGCGCUAGACUCACAACCGUAAGCUUCCUUGAGGAUGCGGUGAAGUUUAUUUAUCAGUACCCUCUGCUGCCGCUGCCACUGAUCGACUAUGGAUUCAUAUACAAUCUAGCUUGCUCAAAGCCACGAGAUGUGAGCCUUCCGCUGAUCCUCGAAGUGGAGACGGACUACAAGACCAAGGACAGUCCUUCUGAGCGACCAAAGAAAGUGCAACGGGUCUCGUAUCAUUCGCGAUCGAGUUCGAUGAGUGCAGAGGAGCCGGAACCGGAGGUGGAGGUCAAAUACCGCUGGAACUCUCCCCGUCUGAUGAUCCUCUGCGAGGAUGGCGAUAUCAACUGCGCCCUGCACUAUCUCGUCGAGUCCCUUCAUGAUCCCUUUGCUUGCAAUGCGGUGGCCACUUUGUUUGUGCAGGAAUCCGUGCUCGAGGAAUUUGUGGAUCGCUUGAAGGAUCGCUUGGAACCAUUGAACUCGCAGAUCUCCGGACAUCCGGUCUAUGUUAAGACACUGGAAAGAUUGGAGCAACUGCAGGCCAGGACUAUAGUUGGCAAUCCUAAGACGGUUCCGGCGAAUGCCAGUCCCAUGCUGGUUUUUGACCUGAGCCAUCGUUACUUGGGCGAAGGGCCCACCGGGGUCAUAACCCUCCACACCUUUCGAACCAUGAAGGAAGCCAUUGAGCUGCAGGCCAGGGAACCACUCAGUUUUACCUCCGUGAGCAUUUGGAAUGAAAAGCUGGGAGCAGCCUACGAAUUGGUAGCCCGCUUGACUCCCCUCAUCUUCCUGCUCAACUGUUUCUACGUGGAUCUGAACAACAUCAGCCUGGCCUUCGUAUGCAACCUCAACUCCUCAAAGAUCGUCGACGGCUACCACUACGAGUCGCUGACCUUUAGGGAAAAGCGAAAGGCCGUCGUCCAUCCCGUCGGCACCAUCUGGGGAAAGUUGGCCCGCGAGGGACUCGUCGACCACUGAUCCCUCCCUUCCCUCGGCGGCCGCAAAACUUUCGAUUGGCAGCUAAUUUAAAUUACUAGUCAUUGAUCGGCGGAGUGCUGACUAAUUGACUUUCCGGAUGGGCAACUCAAUUACCACUUUAAUUGCUCAAACAAGUCGGCCCAUCCCUGGAGCUUCGGUCUCUACUCAACAGGCCUUUUCCCUUCGGAUAAUCAAUGGAAAUUGUGAGUGACUUUGUAUUGUGAAAUUAAAAAUUCUUUCUGCGAAGUAA